ACUUCAAAUUUUGGAUAUACUUCACAUCAUCAGCCCAGUGGAUAUACUCCACUCCACUAGUAAGCUAAUUGAAUACACAAUCACACAUUUGCACAAAAGGAAAAUUAUCAAUUAAUUAAUUAAAAAAGACUUAAAUAUAAUAUAAUCAAACAAUAAUUUGCGUUACCUCACAAGUCACUUAAGGAAGGUGAUAACUGAUAAGAGAAAACACAUUCCCAUGCUUUACCGUUGUGAUAAUCUAGUUUAUAUUGUGGGCCUAAUAUUGCGGUUCGAAUUAUGAAUUAAUGACUAAAAUUAGUGGGCCUAACAGUAAUUAACAGUUUUAAUGGCCCGGAUCUAUUUGGGUUGGGUUAUACGGCCCGUCAAUGUAAUUUCAUUAUAAAAUGACUCGGGCUGGAAGUCAACUUGUAGUCUUGUACUCUACGACAACAUAUAUAUUAGUAUAUACUAAAAAUGUAUCUAUAUAUACACUACAGCAUCUCACGAAACAUCUUAUAAUUAAUCUCAGUGUCCUAAUUAAGAAUAAAUAUAUUUUUUUUAUAAUGGAAACUCAGUUAAUCUCCAAUGGGUUAAGAUACUCAACCCUGCCACGCAGCUACGUUCGACCCGAACCCGACAGACCCAAACUUUCUCGAUGUACGGAGUACCUCGAAAAUCCUAUGAUCGAUCUGGGAUGCGGCGACAGAGACUACAUAGUCCGACAAAUAGCACAUGCUUGUCAUCAAUAUGGCUUUUUUCAGGUGAUAAAUCAUGGGGUGUCGAAAGAGACGAUGGAGAAAAUGCUGCAAGUGUCAAAGGAAUUCUUCGAUUUGCCGGUGGAAGAGAAAAUGAAAUUAUACUCGAAUGAUCCGACGAAGACAAUACGAUUGAGCACGAGUUCUAAUCUGCAGAAGGAGAAGAUUCAUAAUUGGAGGGAUUAUCUUAGGCUCCAUUGUCACCCUUUGGACAAGUUUACUAAUGAAUGGCCAACUAAUCCCACUUCCUUCAAGGAAAUAGUGAGCAAUUAUUGCAUGGAAAUUCGGGAACUUGGGCUAAAACUGGAAGAAGCAAUAUCGGAGAGUUUGGGCCUGGAAAAAGAGUAUAUAACAAAUUUGGGGGAACAAGGGCAACACAUGGCAAUUAAUUACUAUCCACAGUGCCCGGAGCCCGAAUUGACAUACGGGCUUCCGGCCCAUACCGAUCCAAACACACUAACCAUUCUCCUUCAAGACACCCAAGUCACGGGCCUUCAGUUACUCAAGGACGGUAAAUGGCUCUCCGUUAAACCCUUCCCCAAUGCACUCGUCGUUAACGUCGGCGAUCAGUUGCAGGCGUUGAGCAACUCGAAAUACAAAAGUAGUUGGCAUCGGGCGGUGGUGAAUGCACACAAGGCGAGGAUUUCGAUAGCGACUUUUUUGUGCCCGUCAAACGACGCCGUUAUAAAAGCUCCGCGGGAACUGAUUGAAGAAGAAGAAGAAGAUUCAGAAGCAAUAUACAGAGAUUACACGUAUGCAGAGUACUACACCAAGUUCUGGAGCAGAAACCUUGACCAGGGCCACUGUUUGGAGCUUUUCAAAAAUUAGUUUUAUUUCCCUCUCAUUUUUAAAUAAAUAAUAAUACUCAAAUGUAUUUCUGAAUUUCAGUUAAUUACAGUUAUGUCCUUUUAUCACUACUCUGGUUGUUGAUCCAGCACUAUCUCGCCACGUGGCAUUUUUCUUUCUUUUUCUUCCUUUUUUAGUAUAUGCAUCAUCAGUACUUCAUCACCAUUACGUUUGAUGAUAAGCUCACUAUU
This is a messenger RNA of Erythranthe guttata (spotted monkey flower), 1771 nucleotides long. RefSeq names its product 2-oxoglutarate (2OG) and Fe(II)-dependent oxygenase superfamily protein (gene DMR6). The record is from RefSeq and is a predicted model, not a curated record. Lineage: Eukaryota; Viridiplantae; Streptophyta; Magnoliopsida; Lamiales; Phrymaceae.